Messenger RNA from Tetrahymena thermophila SB210, 660 nucleotides. RefSeq lists its product as hypothetical. Lineage: Eukaryota; Ciliophora; Oligohymenophorea; Hymenostomatida; Tetrahymenidae. The transcript has a single exon. The record is from RefSeq and is a predicted model, not a curated record.
AUGUGCUAAAAACUAAUUGCUUUAACUUUGCUAAUAUUAGCAUUAAAUUCUAUCAAUUGCUAUACUGUUGUUGAUAAUAUUAAUGUUAGUAAACAUAGUUACUUCUAUCUUACCUAAGAUGAACUCGAAUCCUAAUUAGAUACUGAUUCUAAUACCUAUAACUGUACAGCUAUCAGCUAAUACUUUGAAACUAUGGCUUACAACGCUUCUCUGAUUCAAAACUACACUCUUCAAUCUCACAAUUAUGUUCACAUUACUUUUGAUGUUGCUUUUCUCAAUAUUGAAAAAAUUUGGGGAGGAGUUACUAAAUACGGUUAAGUUGAUGUAAACGGAAACACAAAUACAUUUUCAACAAAAGUUGUAAAUGAUAAUUACUAAUGUAUGCAAAGAGCAGCCGGUAGUACUAAAGUAGAUGGAAAGACAUCAGUUUCUUUAGUUUUAUCACAUAGUGGAGAUCUUGAUUUAACUUUUAGCUCAAACAAUUUGGGUGUUGUUGCAAGGCUGGGUAUUUCGAAUAUUUAAGUUGAUAUCUAUUUGUGUGGUUAAAAUGCUGAGCUUAACUCAAGUUCUUUGAUUUGUACUUGUAAAUCUGGUUAUACUGAAAAAACUACUGCACAUGGAAGUCCUGGUCAUGUUUAUUAUGAAAAAUAAUGUUUAUGA